AGGCAUUUGCUGAGAAACAACAUGAACAAGACCCAAAAGGGAAAGCCCUUUCUUUCCCACCGUUUCUACCAGUCACUCCCACCACGGCUGGGAUGGGGCAUGGUUUUCUGCUACUUCGAGCAGAGAGGCAAGGAAGAGUGUGCCUCCAUCUCCAGUGUGCCUCCAACCUUCCACUUCAACCCGCAACACUGCAUGCAUCUCAAAAACCAGUAUUUGAAAAAGGCUGCUGCAAACCUUACCUUUUCACAGGAGGUGGUGUGGCAACGUGGACUGCCGAGUAUUCCUUAUAGCCAGUAUAACUUUGACCACCUCUAUAAUACAAACGACAUCAUCCAGCCUCCCAAGAUCAGGAAGGCCCAACCUGAGAAACCUGUCAGCGUCAAGUUCUUGAAUUCCUCAGGUUCCUCAGCAGUCACCUCCCAACCGAUGAAGACAGAAGGCUCUGCCAAUCUUAAAAAGAAGCAGAAGAUAUCAAAACCAGCAAGAGCAGUUCAGGAAACAUCUCGCCCUCGCAUCCUUCGUCCUUGUAGGGACCCAGAUAUGCUGGGUCUGCCACUUUCUCCAGAUGUGAACCUGGAGGAGAGGGAGGCCUGGCUUCCACCUCCUGAGAAGGAGGCCAGAGCCUGGGAGGCCACUGUGCUGGGAAAGCUGAACAAGCACACAGCCCGGUGGAUCCAGAACAAGCGCCCUCUAAGGCCUGGUGUAUCCCCCAACAAGUGGCAGAACUUCCUGCGCCAGCAGUAUGACUGGAGCCACAUCCGGGAUGAGCUCACCUCCACCAGUGACCAGGAGCUCCUGAAACUUCUGGAGGUGGAAGAGACAGUGGAAUCUGAGGCUCAAAGUAUUACUCUGCCACUAGAAGAGAAAAAGAAACCAGAGUUGCUGCUUCCUGUUUACUACAGAUUGCCCAAUUACUUGCCACAAGUGCAGACAGUUGAAAUAGUGCCCAGCAACAAUAAAACCACUGAAGAUAUCAAUGCAAAGAGGCACAACUACCAGACCCAAAAUGAGAGCUCCUUCCGACAGGCGAAUCCCCAAGCUGGAGAGUUUGCUUACUCCAUGGACAACACCUUUGAACAGGAGAUUUACUUUGACAAAGUUCAGAUCAUUCACCAGACUGGUGCAAAAGAAGACCAAAUUUUCCUGGAAAACCUCAAUCGGUAUAAUAAGCAGCUGUCUAAAGUCUUCCCUGAAACCCCGGAAAGAUGGAGCUCCCAGUCAAUUCCUGAAGCACCCUGUAGGCCCAUGAAAGGAGCUUUACGCUGGACUGCUUUGCCCACCCGGGUCAAGGAUCUGCUGCUGCAAGUGGGUGAGGAAAAAGUGCCCAUUAAGACCAGGAGACAGAAGAAACAGGCAAAACCACUGAAGGAGAAUGUGACGUGGGAACUGGUGGUCUUGCGGAAGAUGCUGCAGGAAUGGAAGACUGCCUGGGCUCUGAUCAUCGAGUGGCACCAUGAGACAGUAGAAGGUCUACUGCAGAGGUUGGCGGACAUGCAUGAUGACAUUCGGAUCCAUGCCAUUAUCACAUGUGCUACAGCUGCUUUGGAACGACCUCGUAUUGCCCCCAGCCAAGAAGACUCAGAUGUGGAGACUGUGGAAACUCCAUCUAUCCAGGACUUGCCAGAGGCUCUACAGCCUGCCUUGGAGGCUGCUCUUUGUGACAAGAAUGUCCACGUGCGGAUGGCAGCAGCGGUAUGCCAAUAUGCCACACAAUCACAUAAUCCCCUUGCCCGGGACAUCAUGCAGAUUGCCCUGCUGAAGGGUAAUAGUGUGGACAGCUGGGCUGCAGCUCAAUGUUUGGCUCUGGAAGGUGAUGCCACUUACCCUGUGAUUAAGACGAUACUCAAUCAGCUGUUUAGUAAGAAGGACAAGGACACUGAAGACCAGUCUUGUAUCCUCCUGAGCCAUCUCAGCAAGAAAACAACCCUGAUACAUACCAUGCUUGCUGUGGAGCUGAAUAGCCAUGAAUGGAAGGACCGGAUUAUGGCUUGCCAGGCCCUCUCCCGAAUCAAUGGAAAUGUCAGUUUGGAUAUAAAACAUAAGUUGAUUGAGCUGAUGUGGAAUGACUGGAAUAAGGAAGUGAGACAAGCAGCUACGCAAGCUCUGGGGCAAAUGAGCCUUGGUAAAGAGUUGCAUGACAAGAUCAGAGUCAAGCUGGGUCAAGGAAAUUCCCAGGAGCGUGUAGAAGCUCUCUCCCUGAUUGGCGGGCUCAAGCUCAUGACUGCCAAGCUUCUCCCAGGUUUCCUGAAUUGCUUCUCGGAUGACUUUGCAGCAGUAAGGCAGGCAGCUUGUUUGGCAGCUGGUGCCCUGCAGAUCCAUGACAAGAUGGUGCAUGAAUGCCUCCUGAAUCUGAUGCAGAGAGAUCCUUACUGGAAAAUCAAGGCCCUUGCCAUUCGAGCUCUGGGACAGAUUGGCCAAGUGAGUCCCCAGCUGACAGAUCUCCUGCUCUGGGCUAUCCACUAUGAAGAAUCACCAGGUGUACGACUGGAAGCUUGCCGUAGCAUCCUAGCCCUCAAACUUCAAGGGGACCAAGUCAGGGACACUUUACUAAAUGUUCUACUCCUGGAGAACCAUGAUGCUGUUUUAAAGGAAAUUUACCAGGCAAUGAAGAUACUCAACUUAGAAAAUGAAGGAAACCAAGAAAUGCUUCAGGAGAUCAAGAACAGGAUUAGUACGUUAAGCCAGAAGGACUUGCUGACACAGAAAAUACUCAAAAUUGAGGCGAUCAUGGGAAAACUGAAGGAAGAAGCAAAACGUGUUUAUUUGCAACCCAAAGAGGGACAGAAACCAUUGGAACUCUGUACUCUUCUCCAAGAAACUUUUCAGGAUGAAGUUGUUGUUCCUAGAAGACCAUCUGAGGCUUGUGACAUUGAAGCAGUCAUACAGCCUGUGAGACCCCACACGCCAAAUCCGUGGUCACAGAGUCUGGUCCUUGGCCUGAAUGCGAGAAGCAGAAGUCACUCAUCACUUGUCAAAGAUCUCCGCACUGCCUGGGAAAAGAAGAUUGCAAUGGGACCAUUUGGGUCUCUUGACAACUCAGCUCACUAGCUGGGUAAAUGCUCAGAAGAUUUUUCCUCUUCCCCUAGAAGAAAAGGUACUCGUCUCUAGGCUGAGCUCUUUACUUGCUUCAAGGCACAGGCAGCAGUGGA
This is a messenger RNA of Choloepus didactylus (southern two-toed sloth), 3149 nucleotides long. RefSeq names its product HEAT repeat containing 4 (gene HEATR4). NCBI's taxonomy places the organism in Eukaryota, Metazoa, Chordata, Mammalia, Pilosa, Megalonychidae. The transcript is spliced from 16 exons. The record is from RefSeq and is a predicted model, not a curated record. The coding region runs from base 22 to 3048 and encodes 1008 amino acids. Gene Ontology annotation, molecular function: oxidoreductase activity.